ACUUGCUUUGUCAAUGCCAGUUCUGCUGUCCAAGGUUCUCAGCGCUGCGCACAAUAAUAACAGAAAACACGUGCACACGUGCGACUGGAACGCAGACAGGCAAAACAGCGAGAUUUAUGCCAAAUAGCAAUUGACAAAUUUAACGCACAAGGGCGAAUUAAGACUCUAAAGGACGAGCAAAAACGAACGCAAGUCGAAAUGUCGUCAACGGAUUGUUAUCUGGUGCUAGAGGAUGGUACAGUGAUGCCUGGGCGCUCCUUCGGUGCAAAGGGUGCGGCAACAAGUGGCGAGGUUGUGUUCCAAACGGGCAUGGUUGGCUACACGGAGGCGCUAACGGAUCGCUCCUAUACCGCCCAGAUACUGGUGCUGACCUAUCCCCUAAUUGGCAACUAUGGAGUGCCCGAUGCCGGCGAAAUGGACGAAUUUGGAUUGCCGGAGCACUUUGAAUGGUUUAAAGGUGCGGUGCAGAUUGCUGGUUUAGUGGUCGGCGAGAUAUGCAAGACGCCCUCGCAUUGGCGUUCACAGCGUACGCUGUCCCAGUGGCUGGCCGAGCACAAGGUGCCCGGCAUAAGCGGCAUCGAUACACGCGCCCUAACCAAGAAGCUGCGCGAACAGGGCAGCCUGCUCGGACGCAUUGUCUACGCGGAGCCAAACAAGCAACAGUUGCGUGCCCCCUUUGUCGAUCCCAAUGAGCGCAACCUGGCCGAGGAGUGCUCCAUCCUGGAGCCGAUGCUGUACAAGUCGCCGCAAGCGAAUGGUAUCCGCAUUGCCAUCAUGGAUUGCGGCCUGAAGCUGAACCAGCUGCGCUGUCUGCUGCAGCGUGGCGCAUCCGUGCAACUGCUGCCGUGGAGCGGCAAACUGCAGCCGGAUCAAUAUGAUGCGCUCUUCCUGUCCAAUGGACCGGGCAAUCCUGCUAGCUGCCGCCUGAUUGUGGAGCAUGUGAAGCGUGUCCUUCUGGAGGGCAAUAAGCCCAUCUUUGGCAUCUGUCUGGGCCAUCAGCUGCUGGCAUCGGCCAUUGGCUGCAACACCUACAAGAUGAAGUACGGCAAUCGUGGCCACAAUCUGCCCUGUCUGCAUCGCCCAACUGGACGUUGUCUGCUUACGUCACAGAAUCAUGGCUAUGCCGUCGAUCUGGAAAAACUGCCCAGCGACUGGGAGGAGCUGUUUGUCAAUGCCAACGAUGGCACCAACGAGGGCAUUGUGCAUCGCAGCAAACCGUAUUUCUCGGUUCAGUUCCAUCCGGAGCAUCAUGCUGGUCCCCAGGACACCGAGUUCCUCUUCGAUGUCUUUCUUGAUGCCAUUCGCCAGUUCUCGUCAACAUCGUCGUCGCCGUUGAGCGUGCCACAGUUGAUCGAGCGUCAUUUGCGUGCCGCCAAACCCGAUCCGCAGCCGAGGCCGCGCAAGGUGCUCAUAUUGGGCUCCGGCGGCCUAUCGAUUGGCCAGGCCGGUGAAUUUGACUAUUCCGGGUCGCAGGCGAUCAAAGCGAUGCGCGAGUCCAACAUACAGACGGUGCUCAUCAAUCCCAACAUUGCCACAGUGCAAACGUCCAAGGGUAUGGCGGACAAGUGCUACUUUCUACCGUUGACGCCCGACUACGUUGAACAGGUGAUCAAAUCGGAGCGACCAAAUGGCGUUCUGCUCACCUUUGGUGGCCAGACCGCUCUCAAUUGCGGCGUCGAACUGGAGCGUGCCGGCAUCUUUGCCAAAUACAAUGUCCGUAUUCUGGGCACACCCAUCCAAUCGAUUAUCGCGACCGAGGACCGCAAACUGUUUGCGCAGCGUGUCAAUGAGAUUGGCGAACAGGUGGCACCAUCGGAGGCCGUCUAUACGGUUGCCGAGGCAAUCGAGGCAGCCAAUCGUAUCGGUUAUCCGGUAAUGGCACGCGCCGCCUUCUCGCUGGGUGGCCUGGGCUCCGGGUUCGCCAACAAUGAGCAGGAACUGGAGAUAUUGGCUCAACAGGCACUGGCCCAUUCCCGUCAGCUGAUUGUGGAUAAGUCGCUUAAGGGCUGGAAAGAGGUCGAAUACGAAGUGGUUCGCGAUGCCUACGACAAUUGCAUAACCGUUUGCAACAUGGAGAACUUCGAUCCGUUGGGCAUCCACACCGGCGAGAGCAUUGUUGUGGCGCCAUCGCAAACCCUAUCGGAUCGCGAAUAUCAAAUGCUUCGCAGCACCGCACUGAAGGUGAUCCGGCAUUUUGGCGUUGUCGGCGAGUGCAAUAUUCAGUAUGCGCUAUGCCCCCACUCGGAGCAGUACUACAUCAUUGAGGUGAACGCUCGGCUGUCGCGCAGCUCGGCGCUGGCCAGCAAGGCAACUGGCUACCCGCUGGCAUAUGUGGCCGCCAAGCUGGCGUUGAGUGAACCACUGCCGGCAAUACGCAACUCGGUGACGGGGAAUACGACUGCCUGCUUUGAGCCCAGUCUCGAUUAUUGUGUGGUGAAAAUACCACGCUGGGAUCUGGCCAAAUUUGUGCGCGUCAGCAAGCACAUUGGCAGCUCCAUGAAGAGUGUCGGUGAGGUGAUGGCCAUCGGUCGCAGCUUCGAGGAGGCAUUCCAGAAGGCGUUGCGCAUGGUCGACGGCGAUGUCCAUGGCUUUGAUCCGUAUAGGGCGACCGUUGACAAGGAUCAGCUAUCGGAGCCAACCGAUCGACGGCCAUUUGUAUUGGCCGCUGCCCUCAAGGCCGGCAUGUCCAUUGAGGAGCUGCAUGAGUUGACAAAAAUCGAUCGCUGGUUCCUCCACAAGCUGCAGCACAUCAUUGACUUCUAUGGCGAACUGGAGUCGGCUGGCAAUCCAUUAACAUCCGCCCUCCUAAUCCGUGCCAAGCGUAUGGGAUUCGCUGACAAACAGAUCGCCAUGGCCAUUAAGAGCACGGAGCUGGCGGUGCGUCAGCAGCGAUUGGAGCAAAACAUUCGACCAUUUGUCAAGCAGAUCGAUACCGUUGCUGGCGAGUGGCCAGCGAGCACCAAUUAUCUGUAUAACACAUAUAAUGCAUCGGAGCACGACAUCCACUUUCCGGGUGGACACACAAUAGUCGUCGGCUCGGGUGUCUAUCGCAUUGGGUCCUCGGUGGAGUUCGAUUGGUGUGCCGUCGGCUGUUUGCGGGAGCUGCGCAAUCUGAAGAAAUCGACCAUAAUGAUUAACUAUAAUCCGGAAACGGUAUCCACCGACUAUGAUAUGUGCGAUCGUUUGUACUUUGAGGAGAUCAGCUUUGAGGUUGUCAUGGACAUCUAUGAGAUGGAGCGAUCCGAUGGCAUCAUACUCUCGAUGGGUGGCCAGCUGCCAAAUAAUAUUGCAAUGGAUCUACAUCGCCAGCAGGCCAAGGUGCUGGGCACAUCACCCGAAUCGAUUGAUUGUGCCGAGAAUCGUUUCAAGUUCUCACGCAUGCUGGACAGAAGGGGCAUACUGCAGCCGCUGUGGAAGGAGCUGACCAAUCUCCAGUCGGCGAUUGAGUUCUGCCAGCAGGUGGGCUAUCCGUGUCUGGUUCGACCCUCCUAUGUGCUAUCCGGUGCGGCCAUGAAUGUGGCAUAUUCGGAUCAAGAUCUGGAAACAUAUCUGAAUGCCGCCUCUGAGGUGAGUCGCGAACAUCCGGUUGUCAUAUCCAAGUUCCUUACCGAAGCCAAGGAGAUCGAUGUGGACGCCGUUGCGGCCGAUGGACAAAUCCUGUGCAUGGCCGUCUCCGAGCAUGUGGAGAAUGCUGGCGUACAUUCCGGUGAUGCGACAUUGGUCACUCCGCCACAGGACUUGAAUGACGAAACACUGGAGGCCAUCAAGCGUAUCACACGCGAUCUGGCCAGCGUCCUGGAUGUGACUGGGCCCUUCAACAUGCAGCUCAUUGCCAAAAACAACGAGCUCAAGGUGAUCGAGUGCAAUGUGCGCGUCUCUCGCUCCUUCCCCUUCGUAUCGAAGACCCUGGAUCAUGAUUUUGUGGCAACAGCGACCCGUGCUAUUGUUGGCAUGGCCGUGGAGCCCAUCGAUGUGCUUCACGGUGUCGGCAAGGUUGGCGUCAAAGUGGCACAGUUCAGUUUCUCCCGCUUGGCCGGCGCCGAUGUGCAGCUGGGCGUGGAGAUGGCGUCCACCGGUGAGGUUGCCUGCUUUGGUGACAACCACUACGAGGCCUACCUAAAGGCCAUGAUGUCUACGGGCUUCCAGAUACCAAAAAAUGCCAUCCUACUCUCGAUUGGCAGCUUCAAGCACAAAAUGGAGCUGCUGUCCUCCAUACGGGAUCUGGCCAAGAUGGGCUACAAGCUGUACGCCUCUAUGGGCACCGGUGACUUCUAUGCGGAGCACGGCGUUGAUGUGGAGUCCGUACAGUGGACAUUCGAUAAGUCAACACUCGAUGAUAUCAACGGUGAACUACAACAUUUGGCGGAGUUUCUGGCCAACAAACAGUUCGAUCUUGUCAUCAAUCUGCCCAUGCGCGGCGGCGGAGUCCGCAGGGUGUCUUCAUUUAUGACCCAUGGCUAUCGGACACGUCGCCUGGCUGUCGACUAUUCCAUACCGCUUGUGACCGAUGUGAAGUGCACAAAGCUUUUGGUGGAAUCGAUGCGGAUCACUGGCCGCAAUCCCGGCAUGAAGACGCACACGGAUUGCAUGACAUCCCGUCGGAUUGUGAAGCUGCCCGGCUUCAUUGAUGUCCAUGUGCAUCUGCGAGAACCGGGUGCCACCCAUAAGGAGGACUUUGCCAGCGGUACGGCAGCAGCGCUUGCCGGUGGCGUUACAAUGGUCUGUGCAAUGCCAAACACAAAUCCGGCAAUUGUCGGUCGCGAGACGUUCAAUCAGUUCCGGGAGCUGGCCACUCUCGGUGCCCGGUGCGAUUAUGCCCUCUAUUUGGGCGCCUCGGAUACCAAUUGGGAAAAUGCCCACGAGCUGGCGACGCAGGCGUGCGGCUUGAAGAUGUACCUCAACGAUACGUAUGGCACAUUGAGGCUGAGCGAUAUGGCCGCCUGGCAGCGUCAUCUGUCCCGAUGGCCAAAGCGGGCGCCCAUCGUUUGCCAUGCCGAACGCCAGAGCAUGGCAGCCGUUAUAAUGCUGGCGCAUCUGCUGGAGCGAUCGGUGCACAUCUGUCAUGUGGCGCGCAAGGAGGAGAUUCAGCUGAUACGCGCCGCCAAGGAGAAGGGGAUGCGUGUCACCUGUGAGGUGUGUCCGCAUCAUUUGUUCCUCAGCACACGGGACUUGGAGCGUUUGGGCGCUGGCAUGGCGGAGGUGCGACCGCUGCUCUGCUCGCCGGAGGAUCAGGAGGCGCUCUGGGAGCACAUGGAGUACAUUGAUGUGUUUGCCACGGAUCAUGCGCCGCACACGCUCGCCGAGAAGCAAUCGCCACAGCCGCCACCCGGUUUCCCUGGCCUGGAGACGAUCUUGCCGCUGCUGUUAAAUGCCGUUCACGAUGGUCGACUGACUCUGGAGGAUAUCAAGCGAAAGUUUUAUCGCAAUCCGCGGGCAAUCUUCAAUCUGCCCGAGCAGCCGCAGACCUAUGUGGAGAUCGAUCUCGACGAGGAGUGGACAAUUAGCAACAAUGAGCUGAAAACGCGGGCGGGCUGGUCACCCUUCAAUGGCACCAAGGUCAAGGGACGCGUCCAUCGUGUCGUCCUACGCGGCGAAGUCGCCUUCAUCGAUGGCCAGGUGCUCGUCCAGCCCGGCUAUGGUCAGAAUGUGCGUGCCAAGGUGCCGCUACCACAAAAGUCCGAGCUCGAGGGCAAUGAUCUGCCCAGCGACACGGAUGCCAAUGAUACAUUUGCUCGUCUGCUCACCGAUGGCACAGCGGCUCGUUCGACAACCGUUCACUUUGAGGAUGAGGCCAACAUUAGCACAUCGCCGGCGGCGGGCAGUUUUCUGCGUCCGGUGUCGCCAUCGCCACGACUGCGUCUCGACUCCUCGAGCAAUGCAACACUGAAGGAAUACCUGCAGAAGAACUCGCUGCUGUCCACACCCAAUCCCGUGGCGCACUGUCUGGUCGGCAAGCAUGUGCUCUCCGUGGACACCUUUAACAAGGAGCGACUAUACGAUCUGUUCAAUUUGGCCCAGUUGCUCAAGUCGCGCGUGACAAAGGAUCGCCCCGUCGACGAUCUGUUGCGCGGCAAGGUUAUGGCCACCAUCUUCUAUGAGGUGAGCACGCGCACCCAGUGCAGCUUCAGUGCGGCAAUGCAGCGUCUGGGCGGUCAUGUCAUCAACAUGGAUCAGGUCACCUCAUCGGUGAAGAAGGGCGAAACACUCGAGGACAGCAUCAAGGUGAUGGCCUGCUAUGCGGAUGUCAUGGUACUGCGUCAUCCCGAGCCUGGCGCCGUUGCGCGCGCUGCAUCAUUUUCGCGCAAACCCUUGAUCAAUGCCGGUGACGGUGUCGGUGAGCAUCCGACGCAGGCGCUGCUUGACGUCUUCACCAUACGCGAGGAGAUUGGCACUGUCAAUGGCCUGACCAUCACUAUGGUGGGUGACCUGAAGAAUGGACGGACCGUUCAUUCGCUGGCACGCCUCCUCACCGUCUACAAUAUCACGCUGCAGUAUGUGGCGCCACCGGGACUGGGCAUGCCCGAGGACAUAAUGCGCUACCUGGAUCAGCGAGGCGUCACCCAGCGCACCUACGACAGCAUCGAGCAGGCACUCCCAAGCACCGAUGUCCUCUACAUGACACGCAUCCAGCGCGAACGCUUCCAGACCGAGGACGAAUACAAACGCUGCUGUGGCCACUUUAUUGUUACCCCGAAAAUGAUGACGCAUGCCAGCAAGCGGACCAUCGUGCUGCAUCCAUUGCCGCGAGUUGAGGAGAUCAGCCGUGACUUUGACUCGGAUCCGAGGGCAGCCUAUUUCCGGCAGGCCGAGUAUGGAAUGUACAUUCGCAUGGCGCUGCUGGCGAUGGUCGUUGGCUGUCGCAGCGGGACGCUCUGAAUGCGUUUGCCAACCAAGUUCAAUGGGAACAAUCAUUUUUAUACACUUUUCUUCAUUUCUUUUAUGCAUGUCAAGUAUAAAUACAAUCGGCAAAAUCAAAUUGUUUGUCGACUUGCCACAAA
Messenger RNA from Drosophila grimshawi, 6998 nucleotides. It is a transcript of the gene rudimentary, whose product is annotated as CAD protein. Lineage: Eukaryota; Metazoa; Arthropoda; Insecta; Diptera; Drosophilidae. The record is from RefSeq and is a predicted model, not a curated record. Gene Ontology annotation, cellular component: cytoplasm; cytosol. The transcript is spliced from 7 exons. Gene Ontology annotation, molecular function: amino acid binding; metal ion binding; aspartate carbamoyltransferase activity. Gene Ontology annotation, biological process: L-glutamine metabolic process; L-citrulline biosynthetic process; UTP biosynthetic process. The coding region runs from base 199 to 6876 and encodes 2225 amino acids.